CGCUACCCAGGGGCGGAGCUUCGGCGUCAUGGCUUCGUGCGGGGCUCAGCCUCCUAGCUCCGAGCAAGCCUGGCUUGAGGCUGCCCAGACCUUCAUCCAGAAGACGUUGUGUCCCAGUAGCGAGGAGUCUAAUGGCCAGUUGACUCAGCUGGUAAUUGAUUGUGUAAAGACGGUCUGGCUGUCCCAGGGAAGGAACCAGGACUUUACGCUGCCCCUCAGCUACAGCUUUGUCUCAGCACAGGACCUCAGGACCCAUCAGCAUCACCCAUGCUUCAGCCACCUAUCCUGGAGCAGUAGUGAAUACCAGGCUUGGGCCAAAAAGGCUGAACCAAAUGGAACCCCCCUGCCUCGGGAGCAGCUGAUCCUGCUAGGGACUCUGACUGACUCGUUGGGGGACUUGGAACAAGACGGCAGGAACGGAAGCCUGUACGUGAAAGAUAACACUGGGGUCCUGGGCUGUGAGCUCAUAGAUCUGGACCUCUCUUGGUUGGGCCAUCUCUUUCUGUUCCCCAGUUGGAGUUACCUCCCUCCUGCCAAGUGGAAUUUCUCAGAGGAAGGACACUUGGAGCUCUGGGCUGCCCCUGUGCCAGUGUUUCCUUUGACCAUCAGCCCUGACCCCCUUGUGCCCAUCCCUGUCCUCUACCCGGAGACUGCCUCCCGCCUACUCACACACGGCAAGCCCAGAGUAACACAGCCAAACCUGGCUGGAAAUCUGGUUGGACUGAGUGCCCUGGUGAGAAGUCAGAAGAAAGCUUACUUCAUCCUGUCUCUAGGCAGAUCAUCCCCAGCCGUUAGCCGCGUGCCUGUCAUCGUGCAGAUCCCUGGCCAGCUGGUGUGGCACCGAGCCCUUCAGCCUGAUAGGGCUUAUGUGCUGACAGGAGUGCGCGCAUCCAAGAUCCGUGGUUACCGUGACCGGGUUUGGACGACCAGUCCCUCCUCCCGUCUGCUGCUGCUGAAACCCGAAUGCGUGCAGGAGCUGGAGUUGGAAGAAUCCCUCUUGAAGGCUGACCCCACACCACUUACUGUGCCCAGCAGCUCCCAGAACAGCAGCUCCCAGGACAGCGGGCGGCAAAAAGAUCUUGACCGGGACUCCACACUCCUGCAUUAUGGGGGAACAGUCACAGGCGUAGUGAAUGCGCCUGCUGGCCUCUAUGAGCUGGACGGGCAGCUGGGGCUCUGCCUCGCCUACCAGCAGUUCCACAGCCUCAGGCGGGUGAUGCGACCUGGGGUCUCUCUGAAGCUCCUGGAUGUUCACCUCCUGCAGUCGGUGGGUGGAGGGACGAAAAGGCCGGUGUUGGCUACCUGCUGCCGUGGCGCCGUCCUGCUCCAGAGCUUCUCUUGUCAGAAGCCUGGCAAUCAGUGUUCUCACCAGGCCCACGGGGCCUCCCUGUACGAGCACCUGAUAUGGGAACGGCACCUGGGACUUCCUCUCUACCUUUGGGCUGCCAAGGCCCUGGAGGAGUUGGCCUGCAAGCUGUGUCCCCACAUGCUGAGACACUACCAGUUCCUGCAGCAUUCCUCUCCUGGGAACCCCAGCCUGGGACUGCAGCUCCUGGCUCCCACGCUGGAUGUUCUGGCUCCGCCACCUAGCACCGGUCGGAAAGUCUUCAGUGAGAUCCUCACCGAGCCGCAUCACUGUCCCCUUCAGAAAUAUGCGAGGCUGCAGACCCCCUACUGUUUCCCCACCCUGGCCUCCUUGAGGGAGGAAGCAGAGCGCAGGGCAUGGGCCUCGUUUGAGCCAAAGGCCCUCCUGCCCCUCCCAGAAGCUGCCCACCUGACCAGCUGCCAACUCAAUCACCGCCUGGCCUGGUCCUGGCUCUGUCUGCUGCCCUCUGCCUUCCAGCCAGCCCAGGUUUUACUUGGGGUUCUGGUGGCUUCAUCUCAUAAAGGUUAUCUGCAACUUCGGGACCAAAGCGGUUCCCUGCCCUGCCUGCUCCUGGCCGAGAACCAGCAACCUCUCAUGGACCCACAGCUCAUAGGCUGCCUGGUCCGGGUGGAGAAGUUCCAGCUGAUCGUAGAGCGGAAUGUCAGAAGCGCUUUCCCUUCCUGGAAGGAGCUGAGCGAGGCAGACUUCAUCCGGAAGCGGCAGGCCAGAGUCUAUGCACAGUUCUCUCUGACUGAUGCCCUGAUCCUGCCUGUGCCUAGAGCCAUCCUUUACUCAGCCACGCCCCCAGCAGAGCCCCGCUGCCCAGAGGGACCCCACGAAGGACAGAGCCGGCUGUUCUUAGUGUCCCACAAGGAAGCUCUCAUGAAGCGGAAUUUUUGUGCCCCUCCAGGAACCAGUUCCGAGGCACCCACGCCAACCUUCAGUUUCUGUGUGACAGGGAGCUGGCUUGGGGGCACCCAGAGGAAGGAGGGGACUGGAUGGGGCCCGCCUGAGCCCCAGGGAGAUGAGAAUGAGGAUCAGAAGGUUUUCCUCAUCUUCUUUGGCUCGUCAGUCCGCUGGUUUGCAUUCUUGCACCCUGGGCAAGUGUACCGACUCGUGGCUCCCGGCCCCCCCACACCAGCAGUAUUCGAGGCGGACGGGUCAGCCUGCAGAUCUCAGCGUCCUCUGGAGCUGGCUGGCUGUGUGUCCUGCCUCACCGUUCAGAACGAGUGGACCCUGGAGCUUGAGCGCUCCCCAGACAUCACAGAUGAGCUGAGUGUGAACAAGGCACUGCCGGAAUCAUCCCUGACCAACCUGCUCAGUGGCAACUCUGCCGACUCCCUGGUGACCUUCUCAGCUGAGAUUUUGUCACGCACGCUGUGUGAGCCACUGGUGGGCCCUGUCAGGAAGAAGCCUGCAAACACCAGGGCCACGCGGCGGUGUGUGAAGCUGGCUGUAGCACUGGAGAUUGCUGGCUGUGAAUUCCCCCCUCACUUGGACAUAUAUGUCGAAGACCCACUCUGGCCUUCCCUGCAGGGACUCCUUCCAGGAGCCCGGGUCCACUUCAGCCAGCUGGAGAGAAGGGUUUCCAGAUCCCACAAUGUUUACUGUUGUUUCCGGUCAUCCACUUAUGUGCGGAUCCUGAGUUUUCCUCCAGAGAGCACAAUCAGUGUUCCACUGCCCACCGUCCACCUGGCUGAACUUCUAAAGGGUGGCCAGACCCCCUUCCAGGCCACUGCCUCUUGCCAUAUUGUUUCCGUCUUCAGCCUUCAGCUCCGCUGGGUUUGUGCUCAUUGUACCAGUCCCUGCCCCCAGGGGAGGUGCAUUCUUCAGAGCCCUGCUUGUUCCACUCAGACGUCUGUAAGCCAGGCCAGCAUCAGGCUCCUGGUGGAGGACGGAACCGCCGCAGCCCUGGUGACCUGUAGCAAUCAUCACGUGGCAGCAGCGCUGGGGCUGUGUCCCAGGGAGUGGACAGCCCUCCUUGAGUCUGUCCGAGGGCCGGGGAGAGUAGCCUUGCAAUUUACGGGGCCGGGAGCUCAGCUGGAGUCUUCAGCCAAGGAUGAUGAGCCCUUGACCCUCUUCCUCCGGACGCUUUGUACCAGCCCCUGUGUCCUCCGCCCCAUCGUGCUUGCUUUUGAGCUUGAGAGGAAACCCUCUAAGAUCACCCCAUUAGAGCCUCCUCGGCUCCAGCGGUUCCAGUGCGGAGAACACCCUCUCCUGACGCGUGUGAAUCCCAGGCUCCGGCUGUCCUGCCUUUCCAUCCGGGAGCCAGAGCACCCCAGCUCCCUGUGGGCUUCUGCUUCCUCCUGCUGACGUGAACUGCAAGGAUGACCUGCAAGUCCUCCCUGCCUCGCUGGAAACCUGGAGGGCUGAGCCGUGACUCUCCCCUUGUUUGGGCUCCUGCCUUCUCAGUGGCUGAACACGGAUUCACAAACUGCUCUCCCAGUGUAAUUUCUCCUCGUUGGUCAUCAGUGCCCACAUGCCUCGGACAAGUUGUGGGGACAGAUCGCAGUGCUGUGGACACUUCUCCUCUGGUUGGGGUCAGGGUGCCUGCACUCACAGGCGGCUCUGGCACCUGUGUUGUGUCUGUGUGACAGGAGCGGGGUGCUGAGGACAGGCCUUUUGGCCUGCAAUAAAGCUCACGA
This is a messenger RNA of Lepus europaeus (European hare), 4011 nucleotides long. RefSeq names its product CST telomere replication complex component 1 (gene CTC1). Bases 29 to 3679 code for a protein of 1216 amino acids. Lineage: Eukaryota; Metazoa; Chordata; Mammalia; Lagomorpha; Leporidae. Gene Ontology annotation, cellular component: CST complex. Gene Ontology annotation, biological process: positive regulation of DNA replication; telomere maintenance via telomere lengthening. The record is from RefSeq and is a predicted model, not a curated record. Gene Ontology annotation, molecular function: telomeric repeat DNA binding; single-stranded DNA binding. The transcript has 23 exons.